AUGGCUCGCACGAUCAAAAACGUGGCUCUUGCCGGGGCUGGUGGAAAUGUCGGUGCUCGGGUUCUGAGUGCAUUACUCGCCCUUGACUUCAAUGUGACAGUGCUUACUCGCAGUUCCAAAUCCUUCCCGGGCAGUGUUAGUGUGAAAGUGGUCAACUUCACCUCGGCGGAGUCACUAUCUGCUGCAGUCGCUGGACAGGAUGCGGUCAUCGAUGCUACUUUCUCGCCUGAUGAGGAAGCACCAAUCCGGUUGAUUGACGCGGCGGCCGAGAAUGGGGUUUAUCGAUUUAUCACCAGCGAUUUUGGACUUGACCCUGACCUCCCGGGGGUUCAUGACAUGCCUGUUUUCGCCCGCAAAAAAGCUUCCUAUGAAGCGGUGAAGAGACACGCGGCCGAGAACCGCUUGACAUACACCCUGAUAGCUUGUGGAGCGUUCCUCGACCGGGCCCUCUCCUCCGGCUUUGCCGGUCUGAAUCUGGAAGAAAAGACCGCCUUUCUUUUUGGGGAUGGAAACAACAUUGUUCCAUGGACCACCUUGGAUGAUGUUGGCAGGGCCACUGCGAGGGUGCUUUUGUGUCCUCAAGAGACCGCAAACCGUCCUGUCUAUGUACAUUCGGUGUUCAUGUCGCAGGUUCAACUCCUUGGCGCAGCGAAGGAGAUUCUGGGAGACGAGGGGUGGCAAGCGACUCAGCAUGACAUGGCGCCUCUAUUGAGAAAUGCGCUGGCAGAUCUCAAGGCCGGCAAGAUUAGCGCCUCAACCGCUAAGGUUCAAAUCCAGUACUGCCUAGCCACGAGAGCGCUGGCUCACCCCUGGGAAAGAGAUGACAAUUCCCUCUUAGGUCUGGAAGAGUGGGACAUGAACCAGGUGAAAGCCCUGAUUCAGGAACUCGUCCCUCAAUCCAUCUGAGUCUUACUGCCUGGGCGGCCUAGACGGAGCCGCUUGCUGUCACCUGCUCCAGUUCAUCGAGCAGACCACCAACCUCCUUUCUCUGCGAACCAUCGGGUACCGAUGGAAUAGGUGGUCUGCAUCCCUUGUGUGAUACCAGUUGCUGCCACUGUGGACGAAAUCUCAGCGUGGAGGGUAUAAAUCCGGUCGAGGAGCAGGGCCAGCAUGGAUUAGGAUUGUAUGUUGGGGGAUCUAGGAAAUGAGCAUGUAUUGCAGGAAUACGUUGAGAACAGAGCGCGCAUCAUGCUGCCACAGAACCGGUCGAUAUCUAAACUACUCGCUAUUUCUACCGGAGGGCCCUAGUUGUGUAUUGCGACUGCGCUGGAUCCCUUUCCUGCUCAGCUUGAUGGUGCAUCGACGCAGACGUAGUAACCAAGCCACAAGGACUCGCAGCCUGUCCCAACAUAUGGAUUCCACUCGUUAAACUGGU
Messenger RNA from Aspergillus ibericus CBS 121593, 1375 nucleotides. Its product is annotated as aromatic alcohol reductase. The transcript has 3 exons. Bases 1 to 906 code for a protein of 301 amino acids. Gene Ontology annotation, molecular function: oxidoreductase activity. The record is from RefSeq and is a predicted model, not a curated record. Lineage: Eukaryota; Fungi; Ascomycota; Eurotiomycetes; Eurotiales; Aspergillaceae.